Messenger RNA from Prorocentrum cordatum, 1451 nucleotides. NCBI's taxonomy places the organism in Eukaryota, Dinophyceae, Prorocentrales, Prorocentraceae. The record is from the annotation of a GenBank genome assembly.
CCCUGCUCGAAGGACCGUUGCGGACGGCGCCCCCGCCGCCGCCAGUGGGCCCCGCUUGCCCGACGUCGUGCGCCGCGCCCGCCGACCCCAGGGGUUACCGCUCCGAGCCGCCGCAGCUCCUCUCGGCGCGGGGCGCCAGCCCAGAGAGGUUCUGGUCCGAGCCGCCCCAGCUCAUCUCGGCGCGGGGACCGCGCGGCGGGGUGCCCGAGCCCGCCGACGAGGCCGACACGUUGGCCUCGCUCCGGGCGGUGCUGCACUCCUCGACCGGCGAGGAGGCCGACGCGCUGGGGCCGGCGCCCCGCAGGCGCGUCUCGGCGCGCGGGGCCGCCGAGGCGGCCUGCUGGGCGAGCGACGGCGGGGCCGCCCGCGGGGGCAGCACGUCCUUCGGCUGUGACGUCGCGAAGUUGCGGAUGAAGGUGCACGAGAUGAAGGCGGCCUUGUCCGAGGAGGCGGCGCAGGACGGGACGGGCUGGACCUCGUGCGGAGCUGGUCCGAGGAGGUGUCCGAGGCGCUGCUGGGCUGCAACCUGGUUCUCUACGAUGCGUCAGGUCAUGAUCCGUGGUUUGGGUCAUGAGAGGUUGCCGCGAUUACUUAGAAUAACAAAAGCUGGCAUAAGCGUCAGGCUUCAGAAGGUCAGCGCGGAUCCAUGGAGUCGGUGCUGUACCCUGCUGGCGGCAUGUCCCCCUGCGCGGUCUGGCCCGCAUUCGAGGCGGCCCCCAGAGCUAUGACACCUCCACACGGUGGCGGAUCUGCUACAAUUCAACGGAGAAAUUGCAGGGCGGCGGUUGAGCGCGUCGAUGGUAGAGUUGGCGUGAGACGGUAAUUAUACACAUGGUGCCGUCUCGACUCGUUUGCAGGGUGCCGAACAGGUUUACGAUCUGCGCGAGGCGUGCCAUCCAUGUUUCAACGUUGAUGAUUUUUGCAGCACCCUCUGCCUUUCGCAUCUCUCGGCCGCUUCAUGUUGUACGUAGUCCGUUCCCUGUGACGUCACUUUCGGUGUGGCCCACGAGCCCCGCAUUGCAUGAUUUAAAUUUGUUCAUACGAUAAGCUAGCUUGCGAUCAUCGCUCCAUGCUCCUGGUUCGGCGACCAGAAGCUGAUUUGGGAGGACGGGCUCUUUCCGUCUAUCCAGCUGCAGCACCGCUUCCGAGCCAGGGGGGGCGCACUUAUGCACGAUCUCCCUGCACGCGUUGGUGCGUGCUGUCCAGCAAAAGCUCACGCGCGUCAGGCCUUGCUGGCGACCAGCGCGCAUGGCGUCCGGCGCCCACGGCGAUCCACCCGCAUGAGACAGACGGCCCCGCGCGCAGCGAAAGCCUCGGCCUCGCGGCCCCGCCACGAAGGGGGGCCCGCGGAGUUUGAGAGGGCGUGUCCUCUCCUUUUUUUGUUUUCCUCCUCCUCCUCCUCCUCCUCCUCCCCCUCCUCCCCCUCCUCCUCCUCCUCCCCCUCCUCCUCC